Loxodonta africana (African savanna elephant) is the source of this 6288-nucleotide messenger RNA. RefSeq names its product neuronal pentraxin receptor (gene NPTXR). The transcript has 6 exons. Lineage: Eukaryota; Metazoa; Chordata; Mammalia; Proboscidea; Elephantidae. Bases 1 to 1971 code for a protein of 656 amino acids. The record is from RefSeq and is a predicted model, not a curated record.
AUGUCCACGGGGAGGUUUAAUUGCAACCAAGUAUGUAGCUUGCUCAGCCCCAAGCCUGACAUGGAGCAAAGCGGCACCGCACAAGGACGCAGGGUCGCUGGGCUGGGGCUCGCUCAGGAGUCUCGCCGCGUUCCCAUCGGGUCGCCGCUCUCCGCGCUGCGGCUGCGGCGGGUGAAGCCCUGGGCGCUGCCCCCGCGCCCAGCCGCAUCCCCGACCGCGCCCCAACCUGGGCGCCCGGCGCGCAACGGGUGCGGGCUGGGCCGGGGCUGCCCCGGGAGCGAGCGGGGCGGGGCCGCCGCGCCCACGCCCCUCCCGCCGCCUUCUCCGCCUCUCGCGGUUGGGCUCAGAGCGGCGGCAGCAGCGGCCGCGGCGACAGCUCCGGCUCCGGCUCCUGCCUUCGCCCAGGGCUCCCGGGCUCCGCGCCCCGACCCCGCCACCGCGCCUGCCGGGGCCUCGGCGCCCCGCCGCCGCCUCACGCUGAAGUUCCUGGCCGUGCUGCUGGCCGCGGGCAUGCUGGCGUUCCUCGGUGCCGUCAUCUGCAUCAUCGCCAGCGUGCCCCUGGCGGCCAGCCCCGCGCGGGCGCUGCCCGGCGGCGCCGACAACGCCUCGGCCGCCUCGGCCGGUGCCGCGGCCCCGGGCCCGCAGCGCAGCCUGAGCGCGCUGCACGGCGCGGGCGGCUCGGCCGGGCCCCCCGCGCUGCCUGGGGCGCCGGCGGCCAGCGCGCACCCGCUGCCGCCCGGGCCGCUCUUCAGCCGCUUCCUGUGCACGCCGCUGGCGGCCGCCUGCCCGUCGGGGGCCGAGCAGGGCGACGCGGCGGGCGGCGAGGGCGAGGAGCUGCUGCUGCUGCAGAGCACGGCCGAGCAGCUGCGCCAGACGGCGCUGCAGCAGGAGGCGCGCAUCCGCGCCGACCAGGACACCAUCCGCGAACUCACCCGCAAGCUGGGCCGCUGCGAGAGCGGCCUGCCGCGCGGCCUCCAGGACGCCGGGCCCCGGCGCGACACCAUGGCCGACGGGGCCUGGGACUCGCCCGCGCUCGUCCUCGAGCUGGAGGACGCCGUGCGCGCCCUCCGGGACCGCAUCGACCGCAUCGAGCAGGAGCUCCCGGCCCGUGUGAACUUCUCAGCCGCCGCAUCCCCAGCCCCGGCAGUGCCCACUGCCCUGAACUCCAAAAUGGACGAGCUGGAGGGGCAGCUGCUGGCCAAGGUGCUGGCACUGGAGAAGGAGCGCGCAGCCCUCAGCCACAGCAGCCACCGGCAGCGGCAGGAGGUGGAGAAGGAGCUGGACGCACUGCAGGGCCGCGUGGCGGAGCUGGAACAUGGAUCCUCGGCCUCCAACACCCCAGACGCCUUCAAGAUCAGCAUCCCCAUCCGCAAUAACUACAUGUACGCCCGCAUGCGGAAGGCGCUGCCUGAGCUCUACGCCUUUACUGUCUGCAUGUGGCUGCGGUCCUGGUCGGGCGGCACUGGCCAGGGCACCCCCUUCUCCUACUCGGUACCUGGCCAGGCCAACGAGAUAGUGCUUCUGGAGGCAGGCCAUGACCCCAUGGAGCUGCUGAUUAAUGACAAGGUGGCCCAGCUGCCCCUGAGCCUGAAGGACAAUGGCUGGCACCACAUCUGCAUCUCCUGGACCACACGGGAUGGCCUGUGGUCUGCCUACCAGGAUGGCGAGCUGCGGGGCUCUGGUGAGAACCUGGCUGCCUGGCACCCCAUCAAGCCCCAUGGAAUCCUCAUCCUGGGCCAGGAACAGGACACCCUCGGUGGCAGGUUUGAUGCCACCCAGGCCUUCGUGGGUGACAUUGCCCAGUUUAACCUGUGGGACCACGCCCUGACACCUGCCCAAGUCCUGGGCAUUGCCAACUGUACUGAGCUGCUGCCGGGCAACGUCCUCCCCUGGGAAGACAAGCUAGUGGAGGCCUUUGGGGGUGCCACCAAGGCCACCUUUGAUGUCUGCAAGGGGAGGACCAAGCCAUGAGGAGCCACCUCAUCCAGGGCCCCUCCCCUGCCUGCCACUUUGGGGACUUGAGGGGGGUACAUUCCCUUCUCAGCCUGCCCACUCACUGGCCUCCCCUCUGCUGCAGCCCCAGCCAUGCCCCCCAUUUCCCCCACCUUCCUCCACACCUCCAGAAUGCCCUGCCCAGCAAUGGGUGUCCCCCAACCCCACCUAGAUGGGGACGAGCAGCCCCAGUCAGCAAGUCAAACCUGGAGUGAGGCCAGGGCCGGGCUGGAGGGGGUAGCAGUGUCCACAGCCCUGCCCACCCUCCUGGCAUUACACUGGAACCCUCUCUUGCCCCCAUCUACCCUGUCCCAUCCAUCCUGUUUGAUUCCACUGUUCUCAACAGCACCCACCAUAGGUUGUAUAUGGGAGAAGGGCCUAUGAUCUCAGUGGUGGGGGUGGCUGUCCAUCCCACUGCCCCCCCAUGCAGCAGGCCUGGUGUCUCCCGCUUCAAGACCAGAAGAGGCUGUGGAACAGUCCCCCCAGCUGAGAAGGGGACUACUUUACGAGGCAUGUGAAGCUCAGACUCGCCCCUCCUCCACCCUUCCUCCAGCUGCUGGUCAAGGGCAUGGGAAUCUUGAUAGAGGCCCCUCCAGCCUGCCCCUUCCCCCUCUUUCCUUGUUUCAUUGUGUGAAGUUGUUUGAAUGUUGGUUCCAUGCCUGGCCCAGACCCAUCACCCCUUCUGCUCGCCCACAGCUUUCCCCACUGGCAUGGCCACCCCUCCCCAUCUGUGCCCAGGACAAGGCCUGGGCUGCUUCAACCUGAGCUGGGGCCAGCUUAAGGCAGAGGCUCCAUGCCCCAGGGGACCCCGCUUCUGGCAGAGCCACACUGGCCACUCCCUCUGCAUGGCCCUGCAGCCUCUGGGGAGGGAAGAAGCUGCGAGGACAGGGAGAAGUGUGUGGUGGUGGGCAGAGCACUGGACGCAAGAGAGGAGCAUUGUUCCUGGCCAGCCCGGCUGCUAACGUGCUGUGUAGCCUUCUGUAAGGCCCUGCCCUCUCUGGCCUGGGCUUGCUCAUCUGUAAGCUAAGGCCCUUGCUUUGAUCAUUUCUGAGACCCCCUCCAGACUGAACGUAAGAUGGUCUGUGAUUCCAAGUAUAUAGGGUGGGGCAAGCCCGGGAAUCUCCCAGGAGACCCAGGAGCAUGGUAACGGCAAGUCUUGGAACUGGGCAGCAGAUGGGAUCAGGGUAGGCACGGGUCAGUUUCAGCAGCUCCUCCAGAGAGUCAAGGGCAAGGUUAGGGUUCAAAGCAGGCCAGUCUCACACGUGAAUUGUAAAAAAAAAUCACCUCCCUCUGGAUCCCCCAUCUGGCACCCUUGCCUGACUGAGGCUGUCUCAAAGAGCUGGUGGUUCCUGGUUCCCAACCUUGAGACCUCACCAGCACCACCAAGACAAUGGGGAAAAUCUCAGAGCUGAGAAAGGCCAUCCAUUGUGACCCCUUGCCUGUACAGAUGGGAAAGAGCUCAGAAAGAGCAAGUGACUUGCACAGGAUCACACAGCACAAUGGGGCGUAACCAGGACUAGAACACAGGCCUUCUGACUCCCUCUUCAGUGUUCUCCCUCCUCACUAUACUGCCUGUCUUCAAGGGCUUGUGAGUCCAGCUGACACACAAAAGAAUGGACAGUUGAGAGGUCAGGAUGCUUUCCAACAGGACUAUUGAGACAUCUUCCUUUAAGCAACACCCAGACAUCUUGGCACCUCCCAGGAGGUAGGGGGAGGAGGAUGUGACCCCGGGGUACUCUGGUGGGAAUGGAGAGCUGAGAAUGGCAGGUGUCCCACCCCUGCCAGCACCUACCAGGUGUCUGGGCAGCUGCAGGCUACCUGGCUCACAUGGCAUGUUGCCUUUCCCCUUUUUGUCCCCCCUCGGAGCUCCCCUGGCCACUUAGCCUGAAGCAUAUUCAGGAGCUGGAAGCUGUGGGGCCUGAUGCCGUGGAAACUUCUCCAAGACUUGUUGCCUCCAGCCCCCAGAUCCUUGUUUCCAUUUCAAGAGCACAAAUAGAUGAUUCAGCACCUCCGGUCCAACUCCCCUUGGAAGAAGGAGCAAUGGAUGGCAUGCUCAGCCAGAACCUGCUGAGGUCUAGGUUGCCCCGGUAACAGCCAAUGACAUCAGCCCAAGUGCUGGGUCAAGUGUCUCAUCCAUAACUACACGUGCUGUUGCUGGGGUGACGGCAGAAUUGGGAACUUGGGUUUCGGGGACGCUGGGCUGUAUUUGGUUUCUGUUAUUAUUUUUAGGGGUACAGGUUUCUGGGGGCCUUGGAGGAAGGGAAGGGCCUUCGGGGGGAGGCGAUGGGACUUUUUUGGUCACUUGAGUCCACCCGGGCACAUCGUCCCAAAUCUUUGUGCUUUGUCAUGGUGGUGACAAGACAUCUGAUGUCUGAGCCUUGUUCCUGCACUGAGUCACCCUAGUCAGCCCUCUGAAGGGAACAGGAACAAAAUGAAGACAUUGGGGUGUGGGUUCUGAGUCUGAAUCUUUGGUGAGGGGCCUGGGACCCCAUUUCCAUUCCAGAAAGAUCAAAGCCCAAAGUUCGCACCCUCCCUUCAUCCAUUAAUCCAACGCCUGCCGGUUGGACUCAUCCAUAAGUUUUGGUGUUUUCUUCUGCUCCUGGCAGAAGAGCAAGAGGAGCUAGAAACGGUGCUCGGCCGUGUCCCUGAGUUGUUCCUGGUUAAUAAUGAUGCUGCCCACGUUUGUUACACCCUUAGUAAGUGUCAGACCACGGGCAUUAUCUCGUUUAUCCUUCCAACACAAUUACAAGUUAGGACUAUUCUUAGCCCUGUUAUACAGGUAAGGACACUGGGGCACAGACAGGUUAAGUUCCUUGCCCAGUGUCGGUCAGCCAGCAAGCGAUAGAGCCUAGAUUUCAGACCAAGGCAGGUUACAUGCAGGGCCCUCUGCUCACCCGGGGGGGGGGGCCCACUCUGUGUGGGGAGUGGAGUGGGGUUUAGCACCCACCAUUGCUCCUGAGAAUUUCAGUCUGAAGGAAUGUGCCUGGCCUCAUUCCACACCCCAUGGGUCAGAGGAUCAGGUAUGGAAUGGCCCAGCCUCAAGACAAGGGUCCCCUUGGGUGAGGCCACCAAAGGGCUCACAGACCCUCAGGGGAUGUGUCUCCCUGGCAGCCUCAGCCCUUCCCUACCUCAGCGGAAUUUCCAGGACAGCUGAAAGGGAAAGGGAAGCUGGAGUGACUCCCAACAGUCCCAGGCAGGAAAGGAGAGGGAAGCUGAUACUUCCCCAACUCCUGCUAUGGACCUCGUCCUGAGCCCGGUGCUUUACAGCUGUUAUCUGCCACGUUCCCUCAGCUUGAUGGACAUACUGCCCCUAACCAAUGUCCCAAGGGGGCAUGUCUCCUCCCCACAAUUGUGCAUGACCUAGGACUACAGGCCCCCAUUUUACAGAUGAGGAAACUGAGUCAGGGGAGUGGGCAACCCAUGAGGCCACACAGCUGAGAUGUGGAGAGACUCUGAGGUCAGUACUCCCUCCGUGACACAGGGACCCCUUUUUCCCGGAACUGGGUUCCUCCUUUUUUGUGUUCCCAGCACCCUUGGCCUGAGAAAACUAGGAAGGAGCCCUUCUUAGAGAUGGGAUCACUGUCUUCAACCCCUUUGUCCCAGCUGCCUGUCACCCCAAACUCCACCUCGCCUGGACCCCCAACCCUGCUGGGUGGGGGAGGGGCUCAUGUGGGCCCAGGCUGAGCAGUGAGCAAGCAUGUCACGUUGUCCGACACUGAAUUGGUGCCCCCUAUAGACCACCCCUGUUAAGCCCACCCCUCUGCUUCCUCCUUGCCCUGUUUUGUAUAUUAAGUGACAUGAGGUGCCACGUGUGUAUGUGUGUGUGACAGAUGUCCUGGUUUUUGUUACUUUUUUGUUUUUGUAAAUUUGAAUGUUCCAAAUAAACAUGAUGUUUACUCUGAGGCUCUUCUCUGCAGUGGUUGGGCUAUACUGGGGACGCUGGGCAGGAAGGAGGCAAUGACUUUGGGCAGGGCGAUGGGUAUAGGCAGAGGAGGGGGCUGCCCCUGGAUGACCCCAUAGCCUCACCUGACCUCAAAUAUACCACCGCAAGCCGAUGGGUUCUGCGUGUCCCAGGUUCAGACAUACCCCGGGCGCCACGACUUAUGCAGAAGGACGUAAAGGACCCAGGUCCCACAUGGAAAGUGUCCCAGUUCUGAUAACUGGGCUUUGGCCUCAUUGCUAACAUGCCGUCCACACCUUGUGCCCCAGUUCUGGGAAGCGGGCACCUUCUUUGUUCCUUGGGAUCCAGUGUGUCCGGGACACUUGCCUGCUCCCCUGAAUGUUGCCUCUCUUGUG